Messenger RNA from Saprolegnia diclina VS20, 302 nucleotides. RefSeq lists its product as hypothetical. The record is from RefSeq and is a predicted model, not a curated record. The annotation marks the transcript as partial. Gene Ontology annotation, molecular function: protein kinase activity; ATP binding. Gene Ontology annotation, biological process: protein phosphorylation. NCBI's taxonomy places the organism in Eukaryota, Oomycota, Saprolegniomycetes, Saprolegniales, Saprolegniaceae. The transcript has 2 exons.
GGCGACGACGAACAUGACGACGGGCGCGGGUACCAACAAGUGGCGAGCGCCCGAAGUGCUGACGUCCGGAAGUCGCUACGGCACACCCGCCGACAUUUACUCGUUUGGGAUUCUCCUUGAGACGCUGUACCCUAACCCUACCGAUGCGAGCACGGAGUGGGUCACGACACUUGCAGCGGAUUGCACGGCGGUGAAUCCAACGCGGCGUCCGACGGCGGCCAAGAUCGUCGAUCUUUUGCGUCCCAACUUGCAAGCACAACCGCACCUCGUGACGUCGAUGCCAACCUUCGAGGUUGAUUGUG